GCCGUAGUCCGCAGUCACAAUUCGGUCGUUCGACGGUGCAGAUGUUGGUGCUUCCGUCGCGUUUGCGUCGCACGCAAUCUCCUGCGGCUCUACCGGAAGUACACCGCGCCUUCGGCCCGUAAAACUUCGAUCCCGUCGCGGAGGCCGCCUAGCCGUCGCCGCUUUCGUGUUCCGCUGUGCUCCGCUGGCACGUCGUCGCUCUCUCGCUGCUAGCGUGCCGGUGGUUGUUGUUCCCGGAAGAGAGACAGAGGGAGGGACGGAGAGAGCGAGAGAGUGAGAGAGAGAGAGAGAGAGCGAGAGAGAGAGAGAGAGAGAACGGCGAGUCUCGACGCUCGAGAGCCCGGACGAUCGAACGCCGUCGCGACGAGGAACUCCAGCGUCGGCGAGCGUCGGGAGGACGUCGCUCGAGGAAGCCCCGGGCUCGCGCGAGUUCGCUCUCUUCCGCGAGCGCAGACGAGAGCGCGGCUUUAAGCUACGCUCGGCGAUACCGGCUCGGCGCCUGUAUUAAAGAGAGAUAUGCCCGAAGCGAGGACGGUUCGCGUCGGCUGACAGCGGUCGUCGCUAGCGGCUCGACGGUGCGGACCGACGAUCGAGAGAGAGAGAGAGAGGGGGGGAGAGAGAGAGAGAGAGAGAAGGGAAAAACGGAGCAGCUCCAGCUGAGCCGCCUGGUGUCCUGGUGAGAUCGUGUAAAGGGAUGCGAAGCUGCCGGGCGGGUCUCGUCGCGAAGAACGUCGGCCGACGACGAGAGACGACGGCGAGGCGCCGCGGUCAGCCGCGCAAGAUGUAGCUUGGCAACGCGGUGCGAGCACCUUCGUCGCGAACGGUAGGCGACGAGACCGGUUUCGUCGGAGCUGCCCCAGGCCCGUCCGUCCGUCCGUCCGUUGUCCGUCGACUCGCUCGUGCAGCGUUCGAGCUGUUGUCGGUGAACUUUCUUGUGUUGUGGUGUUGAACGUCGUCGUCGAGGAGUACAGUGCCGCCGCCGCCGUCGCCGCCGUCGCUGCCCCGGAAGGGCGACCCUCGCCUACUGCGCUUGACUCUCGGAGCCGGUGCGAUGUGCCAGUGAAAGCCCGUGCUGUGUGUGCGCGGCCGCGUCGCAGCCGACGACGAAUCUCGUUCCCCAGGAGUGCGCCAGGAUGAUGACGAAAGGCUGUCGUCUGCCGGACGCGUUCGACUAGUCGUCACAGUGGAGUUCUGCUUAAUCGCAGCCUCGGGAGGGGGUGGUUCGAUGUUGGUCCCUCCCGUGGCCCAAAGUGCGACCGGGGACCGUCCCGUGGGGGACACGGUGGCACGGGCCCAGCAGACGACCGGCCCUGCCGCUACGACGACCCUAUGGCCUUUAGCACCUGCGCAGCCCAAUCAGGUUCCCAAUCAGCAGACCCAGGCCAUACCGUCCCUGGCCGCUACGCCUGCGCCCGCUCACAAUCAAGGUGCGAAUCGCUACGGACUGUACUCGUUAUUCCCGGGGGGUGGCGGGGGCAGUUACGUCGCCGCCACCCCCGCCACCUCCGGACCACCGACGCCAGCGCGGGCUUAUCACGCGACGACUCACAAGGAACGCACAGUUUCAGAGAGUGUGUUUUCCGCGGCGGUGGGGGUCGGGGUAGGCGGCUACACCUGGGGCGCUCCCACGCCGCCGCCGGGGUCUCCCUACAGCCCGGUGCCCGUGACGCAGCUGGAGCUGCUGGCGAAGAAUUUGGCGAACCUGGCGCCCGCGGGCCAGCAGGCCCUGAGUCUGCAGGGUGUCGGCGUCAACGUGGGUAGCCUGCAUCACGCGCAGCACACGCAGCACACGCAGCACACCCUCAACCUCACCGGGCUUCACCAUCUGCAUCAUGGUGGCCUCCACCAGAACGCCUUCUCGCCCCAGCUGUCCCUGGUGACCGGCAGCGCGCCGACGCUCACCAUCAACAGUUUCUCGUCGCCCAACUCGACCAACGGCGUCGCGCCUACGACCGGCGUACUUCUGCAGGAGUACCAGCCGCCGACGGGGACGGCGGGAUGCACCGUCACCGUCAACGGGCCCUCCGGCCUCACCAGCAGCAGCAGCAGCAGCAGCAGCAGCAUGAUGGUACACGGCGGCGGCCAGACCGUCCAGGCCACCGCCAAGAAGCGGGAGGCCUUCCUUCCAAGCCAAGGCCAGCCGGUGAAGCUGGAGAACAAGUCGACGAGGACGUCGUGUCUCUGCAGGAACAGCAACGGGAAGACAAAGGUAGUGCACUCGGACGUGGGGUGCAGCAGGACGCUACCUGUCGCGUCGUCCUGGCACGGGCAGGACGGCGCUGGUGCUAACAAUAGCGGUGCUAGCCUGGUGAAGAGGGAACCCUUGGCCUCGGUUCCCUGUCAAGUCGCCGAGGUCUCCACGUCCCUUCACGCCACCACCACCUCCGUCAAGAUCGAGCCCGUCCCGCCCAAGCCCGAGAACGGGAUCGUGGUCUCCAACGCGGGAGCCGCUGGCAUACCGGUCGGCAUCGCCGUGGCGAGGCAGCGAUUGCAGCAUCAGGAGACUUCGACGUCUAUGCGCAAUGUGUCUUUAAGUCAUCACACGUCGCAUCACGCGAGCUAUCAUCAUUUCCAGCCGGACAGCCUAGGUUCCAGCACGGCCAUGGCGGUAGGCGGCACCACCCUGGUGCACUGCGGAGGACCUGGAGGGGAGGAUCGUGCGGCCCACCUCACCAUUCCCUCCGGGGCGCUCGCGCCCUCGCUGAACCUGAAUUCCAGUCUGAAUUCCAGCCUGAAUUCCACCCUGGGCAACAUCGGCACUCCGGCGACCGACACGGCCGCUACGUGGCCGCCUACCUUGUGGCAGUAUCCGGCUACGGCGGCCGCAGCGAUGCCGACGGAGCCGCUGAACUUCCCGCAGAUGGGCGUCGGUCUCCAGGGCGGGCUGCAGCUCGUCCGCGACCCGGCCAGCGGUCACCUCCUCCUGAUUCACGCAGCGGAACAAAUGCAGCAAGCGGUGGUGUGGCCGAAUUACGCCAGUCACGGCGGUAACGUUGCGCCACCGCCGCUCUUCCUGCCGCCGGCACCGCCGUCGAUCCAGGUGCUCGGCGACAUCGGCGGCGCGAGGUUGGUGCUCGCCGAGAACAAGAGGAAGCCGCCGCUACCGAUCGUCAAGAUCGAGGCGGACUGCAGCAGCAGCCCGACCACCAUAAUCAGCACGUCCACGGAGUCGACCAAGGCGUUGCAGGCCGUGACGUCCGUGACGGGCGCGCUGGUACCGGAGGCACCCUUGGUCACCACCCUGCACUACUACCCGCACGCGCCCGCCCUGGUGCAGAUCAGUCAACCCGAGCCUACGCAUUGCAGGUCGCAGGCCACGUCGCCGGUCUCGUGCCUGACCCCUCCGCCGGAAGUGCCGACGAUUCACGCGAUCGAGCCGCCGUCGUACGGCGUGCAGGACGCCUCGAAUCAGACCGACACCCCGGAGGACGCCGAGGAACAGCCCCCGAUCGUGAAGCAGGAGCAGAAUCUGAGUCCUUGCCAGGUCGCGCAGUCGGGCGCGAACAUGACCACCGCGAACUUCGAGAUCGUGGCGUCGCCGGAGAGGAUCUGCAACGUGGUAAGGAUCACGACGACCACAACCACGGUGAAUCCGAUCUGCGGCAUCGUCACCAAGGUGGACAAGGCGGAGAACACAAUCAUCAACAUGGCCGACUGCGCCAAGUACUCGGCCAAGGACUGCAGGAACGUCAACAAGACGAUCGAGCACGAGAGGGUCGACGAGGAGGCCGGCAAAGAGGACAAGGUGGUUUGCAGAGAGGGCAGGAUCGGCGCCAGGAUCAUCGAGAUCACCGAGGAGAACUGUGAUAGUUUCCACGAGAACCUCGAGUUCUUCGCGAGGAGGAGAGACGUCGGCGCGGACCAGCGCGACCGUCGCGACAGUUACUCGUCGAAGGACGACGAGAACGUCGGGAAGGACGUCGGUGUUCAGGACAAGGCGGAGAUCAAGGACAUUCCGGAGAGCGUCGAAGGCCAGCGUCAAACGAAUCAGGCUAGGAGCGCGGAGCCGCGGAUCUUCGACGAGCAGAAGCCGAACGUCGACUCGACGGAGCCGUCGAGCGCCAAUUGCGAGAGCUGCGACAAGAACCGGGUCGCCGCCUGCUCGGUCGGCGAGGCUCGGCCUCACAUCACGGUCAAGUCCUUCGACAUGCCCAACAUCGACUGCGACGAGCAAGAGGCGCACGAGCAAGUGGUCAUCAAGCAGGAGGCCGACGACAGCUGCUACGAGGUUUGCUACGAGUCCCAGUGCGAGCCGACGUCCACCAGCGAGAGACUCCGGCCGCAGGAAGCGGCCAAGCGGCACUCGCUGGAGAAGUCUCACCCGGGCAUCGAGAACGUUGUAGAGAAGCUGAAGAAGAACGCGGCGGCUCUGCAGGAAGCCACGCCGCCGACUCUGAAGGCCGACGAGUCCGCGGAACGGUCGACGGACAACGUAAAGUCGCGGAGGCACUCGGAGACGAUCCCGAAGAAGCUGCACAUCCUGCGGUCGUGCGCGAGCUCCUUGGAGGCCGUCGACGCUGAGGUGUCCUCCUCGCAGAUAUCAUCGGACCAGUGCCCUCAAGCCCGGUCAGGACGAUAUUCGCCUCAGAUGGAGGACGACAAGCACUCGUUGGCCAGCAAGUGCGACUCAUCCAAGGAGUGCUUGCUCAGCGAUAACAACAACGACAGCCGGAGCAGUAACAACAACAUCAAGGCGCUCGCGGAUAAGAGACUGCUCGUCAAGAGCGAGAAGACCCUCUUCGAUAUGACCGGUCAUAUCAAGCCUAAGACUAUCUGGAGCUGCGAGAUGACGGUCGUAGAGCAGCACCACCCGACUCGCAAGCCCGACCACGUCUCCGAGGACGCGCCUACCGAGGCGAGGUCCCGAGUGACCAAGCAAAAACCGACCGUCGAUGUGAGCGGGCUCGAGCUCUUGUCGAACAGCAUCGAGCAGCUGGAGCUGGGAAUCGGUCAGCUCAAACAGCCGCAGCUGGACGCGAGCGUGGACGAGCUGCCGGUCAAGAGCAAGCCGCUGGGCCAGCAGAGCGAGAGCAACAACAAUAAUAGCAACAACAAUAACAACAAAGUCAACAAUCCGCUCGUGCUGCUCUGCGCGCUCGCCGAACAGAAGUUACAGAAUAUGGAGGAGGUGAGCGACGAGGUAUCCGAGAAGCUGAGUUUAGAGAGUUCGGAGGAGAUCUCGCACGCCGGCAGGCUGCUGCUGAAUCUAGGCAGAGCCGCUCACCUCGAGAAGGACUGCAAGAGGAAGUAUCCUGAGACCGACGACCACCAUUCCAAGCGAUUCAAGUUCGACGAUCACAAGGACGAGGAGAAGGAGGAAGUUGACAAAAGAACAUCAACCUCGGGCUACUACGAGGAAGAUGCGGCAAACGGAACGAUCGGAGCAGCCGACAGGCUGCAGGAAGAGGCUCUUUUGAAGCUGGAGGAGAAUACCCAAGAGGUUGUCAACUUUGCAACGGAGGACACUGAUAACGACGUCGAAGAAGAAGAGGAGGAAGAGGAGGAAGAAGAGGAGGAAGAGGAGGAAGCUUCCGGUGCGAUAAGGGGGCCUCUCCACGGGGACAUGCAAAGUUGUUACGCUACCAAACCUGACCCGGAAGACGAAGGUCUUCAAGCGAUCUCAUGCGACAGCGAGAGGUCGCGAGGAUACGACGAGAGGAACGUCGCAGAGGACAAGUCGCCGGAGGAUGCGAACGACGAGGUAUUCGAGGAGAACAGCCUUUCUGAGCAAUUAUGCACCAACAACGAAGCGAAGAGCAAGAGACGGGCGUCUGGCGAAGAGAAGGACUACAAGAAUACACGCGCCAAGCUGGAGGCGAAGAAGUUCGCGGGCAGGAAGGACAAUCGUGGCGACAACGACAACGACUGGCCGAACAUGAACGCCAUGGAGCUGGACAUGAGGGUGAAGAUGGCCAGCUUGCAGAGGCAAUACAGGGAGAAGCAGCUGGAACUGUCCAAACUGAUUCCCAAGAAAGAGGACAAGAAGUGUCCCGGCAGACCGCGCAAGAAGAGCCACUCCUCCAGUUCCGAGCAAGGUGCACUGUCGUCGCCGCCCGCGCUGGAUAUCUUCAAUUCUCCGGAAAUGUCACCGCCGAGGCCACCACCUAACUCACCCAACGACGCGCCCCCGCCCUUAGCCUCGGCCGUGCUGGCCAUGCCGAGGUGCAACGUGAACCUCGUGAAGCUCGGCGAGCCCCGAAGCCACAUCAAGCUUUUGGACAGCAUACCCAGCAUCUCGCUGUCGGUGCCGCCGGUGGCGUCUUCGCCGGUCACGGUCUCCUCGGUCAUCAAGCCGGAGGACGACGACAAGAUCACGGGCAGGUUGGGCUACGAGACGUCGUCGCCGGCGCCUACCAUCGCGAGCUCGAGCUCCGCGUCCAAGAAGAGGAAGGUGGGUCGGCCGAAGAAGUUUAUGUGCAGCUCGGGCGGCACGAGACACUUGACGGAAACGAUCGUCGCGAAGAAGCCCAAGAGCAAGAGCUCGCUGGUGGGCUACGUGCUGUCGUCGAAGAACAGACACCUGCAGACGAAGCAGUACAUCAGCAAGACCGGCUACACGCCGUUGCCGUUCAAGUCCGGCCUGAUACCGCUCAAGUCGCAGUCCAAGGCGCAGAAGAUCGCGAAAACGCGCACGAGGCAAGCGGCGAAGCCGGCCAAGCAGACUCCCUUGCACAACAAGAGCGUCAUCAGCUCCAUCAUCGCGGAGAAGGCGAAGCUGAGCCAAGAGGUCAAGCUCGAGAAGAACAGCGUCGUGAAGGUGAAGCCGAAACUCAGGGCGGAGGUGGUGCUGAGGAAAUGGGAGGACGACGAGACGGACACGACGUUGCCUAAGGAGCCCGUCGUCGAAGGAACAACCAUCCAGGCGUUAGCGGACUCGUCGUCGAAGAGGGAGCUCCGGCACGAGAGGUCGAAGAAGAAGAGGCGAAAGUCCAGCGCGUCCUCGUCGACCAAUCAUGACAGGAAGAAAUCGAAGCGACGCAUCACGAUCGACUGCCAGACCUGCUGCUUGGAAGACACGGCGCUGAAUCCGUGCAAACUGACGGCUACGCAUCUGGCCACCGACCAGCUGCGGGUUCUUCAGAUGAGAGGCGGCCUGUUCUACGCGGGUAGACUCAGCGCAGUGCAGCCACCCGACGUUUACUCCAUCACGUUAGACGGCGAGCGCGGAAACAAGCCGCAGUUCUACUCUACCGAGCAGAUCCUGAAGGACACGAUCGUAGAGGUGUUCCCGAGCUCGACCAAGGAGCUGAGCCCCGGCACGCGACUGUGCGCGUACUGGAGCGAGCAGUACAGAUGCUUAUACCCGGGGACCGCCGUGGAGCCGAUAGAACCCAACACUGACCACGACGACAAGUACGUAAGCGUGGAAUUCGACGACGGAGACAGCGGCAGGAUCGACCUGAGCAACAUACGGCUGCUGCCUGGCGGUUACCCCGUCAUAGAAUACGACCCGAACCCGCUGCUCACGUUGGGCAAACGACGGCGUCAGAGGUCGUCGUCCGGCGAGAAGCUACGCUCGGCCUCCAGCGACCAGGUCGGAGCGACCUUGUCGAGCGACAUGGCCUUCCCCGCGGCCUACUACUCUGACCGGCAAAUGAGCGAGCCGCAGAAAGCGAGCGAGCUCGAGGCGGAGGUGUUGGACGCGUACCGCGAGAGGAAGCGCACGAAGAAGAGGAAGAGGAAGCUCAAGAGGCUGGAGGAGGGCAAGAAGAAGCACAGGAAGCACAAGUCCUCCGAGGAGCACCGCAAGCACAGACACAGGAAACACCGGAAGCACAAGCACAAGCACCACGGCAGCCACAGCGAGGCGAGCUACGUGAGCGGGGAGAGCAGCUCGGCCGAGCAGAGGAGCGAGGAGGAGGCUGCCAAGGACUUGGCGAGUACAACUACCGGGAACUACGUCAGCGAGAGAACGUCGUCCGAAGUGGUGCGCGGCAACUUGCCCCAAGUGAUAAGUCUCGAGGACCUGCUGCCAACGGAGAUGGCGUUCGUCAGACGGUCGUCCAACAGCAUGGAAACCGAGGAGCAACCGAACGAAGGCGACGAAGAGCAGAUGACCGAAGAGCCGGAGGAGCAAUCGUCGCAGAAGUACACAGAGAGCGAGAAACAGUUGUCCCCGAUGCGGCAGACUCUGAUUGAGAGAUCAUCCUUGGGGCUAAUGAGUACAGACCGGCCGUCCUUGGGGGAAACGAGUAUAGGCCGGCCAUCUUUGGGACAAACGAGUACGGACCGACCGUCCUCGGGGCAAACGAGUACAGACCGAUCGUCCUCGGGGCAAACGAGCACAGACCGAUCGUCCUCGGGGCAAACGAGCACAGACCGAUCGUCCUCGGGGCAAACGAGCACAGACCGAUCGUCCUCGGGGCAAACGAGCACAGACCGAUCGUCCUCGGGGCAAACGAGUACAGACCGAUCGUCCUCGGGGCAAACGAGUACAGACCGAUCGUCCUCGGGACAAACGAGUACAGACCGAUCGUCCUCGAGGCAAAUGAGUGUAGAACGAUCGUCCUCGGGGCAGAUGAGUAUAGAACGAACGCCCUCGGUUCACACGAGUAUAGAACAAUCGUUCUCGUUGGAUCAAUCGUCCUCGGGGGAAAAGAGCACCGGAGAAUUCUCCACGGAGGUAGAGUCUGAGAAACAGUCCUUCCAGGAGAUGGAAUCCGAGGAGCUAUCUUCGUUCCACGAGAUGGACGAGCAGUUCGACGGACAAUCGCUCCAAGAGGAGGAGGAACAACCUGAGGAGCAACCAGUGUCACAGUCACAGCUACCAGCUAUACCUCAGCGAGCAACGGUCGAAGUACAGUCGUCCCAGAAGGCGGUGGAACCCGAAGAGCAGCCGGUCGCGGACAUAGAGUCCGAGGAACCGGCGUCCACCGUGGAGUCGUCGGAAUCGUGGGAGCCCGCCUACGAGAAGCGGAAGAAGCAGAAGCGAGUGAAGAGACAAACGAAAUUGUCGCGCGAGAAGUCCGUCGAGAGCCGCAGUAAGAUGGCUCCGUUCUUACCCGAGAAACAACUAUGGAGCUGGGCGGACGACUCCUACAGACGCGUCGGGGCUAAGGGCAGGUUCAAGAAACAAUUCCACCGCGCGAUUGGUCGUAGGGACGAGACGAUCGAGGUCGGCGAAAGCGCAGUGUUCUUGUCGACCAGCAGCGCCGACAGACCUUACAUCGGUCAGAUCAUGUCCAUGUGGGAGACCUCCAACGCCAACAUGAUCGUCAAGAUCAAGUGGUACUAUCACCCCGAGGAGAGGAAGGGCUCGCCGGAAAAUCUCAAAUAUCCGGGUGGCUUGUUCGAGUCGAACCACCUGGACGAGAACGACGUGCAAACGAUCUCCCACAAGUGCGAGGUCCUGCCGCUCGAGGACUACAUCAAGAGGCUAGGCAAGGAGCCGGAUCAAACCGUCUACGAGAACAAGGAUGUCUACUAUCUGGCCGGAUCGUACGACCCCACGACAUGCCUGACCAGUCCGAAGCCCGGGGUUGUCUGAGAAAAGCUUAAGCUGACGAUUAGGUUAACCGGAGUGACUUAAUCGUGGUCAGCCAACAAUUCUGCGAAAUUUCGACAACGUGACAACCGCCGCUCCCCCAAGAGCGGCGGGUACAACGUUCUUCAUACGUCUUCCGGAGGAAGAUCAGUCUCGAGGCUUAUGCUGUAGGGACACGUAGGCGACAUGUCGCGCUUGCAUUUUGAAGCUUACGAGACGAGAGCAGCGUGUAACGGCGCGACGAGCCACUCUCUCUCGCGCGUUUCACGUGUCUCUAUUGCGAGAUUGCUAGAUCGCAGUAAUCGGAGAUCCACAAGGCACAAGCAUUACUUCAUUCGCGUGACGCUUGCUGAAGCGCCGGUCCGAGCUCGAGGACGGCGCGCGCUUUUAUCGCGCGCGGUCGCGCGUCUCCGUACAAUUAGAGACUCUCACCCUGCACAGGCUCGGGAACACGCCCUACACUUUUCACCGAUUGACAUUGACGCAUCAUUUUACCGCACAUUGUACACUUUUUACGUACGUACGAUGUUGGCAUUGGAUCGAGUGUCCCUUUUCGCGAUACCGUGUGCGAGAAGUGACCAAAUAUUCCAGAUCGGCGGGAUUAAUGUAACAAAGAUAUAGAGUAUAUAUACUUCACUUGUAUCAUAUAUAUAUAUAUAUGUGUGUGUGUGUGUGUGUGGGUGUGUAUAUAUAUAUACAUACAUGUGCACACAUGUACAUACACGUGUGUGUAUGUGUGUGUAUAUCGCUAAAAGCACGCGACAAGUUCGAGAAAGCGGCGUAGUGGAUUAACAAACUUCGUAGCCUGCAACUUUUCGACCUCGACAACAGGCAAUACUUGUGCCUUGUUUACAAAAUUCUCCCCCCUCCCCCCGGUCCGAUUAUCGUUCCAAUUUCCAGAUUCUAAUUACGCUUACGAUUCGCGCGUAGGACAGAGAAGAGAUAGACGAUGAGUAAAAGAGGGGCAGAACAAGAAAGAGAGAGGGAGAGAGAGAUAAAGAGAGAGAGAGAGAGAGAGAGAGAGAGAGAGAGAGAGAGAAAUGGAACGAUGCAAUAAUCACACCAAGUGGCAUUAAACGAGGAAGUGAUCGCGAUAAGAUUAAUAUCUGCUGUACAUACGUUGUAAAUAGGACUUCCUUAGUGUGUGUCUAAUAUUCGACUACACAACGCACACACGUAUACACGUAUACACGCAUGCACGUGCGCGUCUCGUUGCGCGACGAGUCGCAUCGCAAAAGCGCUGGGGCUCGAGUUUAUACAGCUUAAGUCUUAAGUAAGUUAAUGGCCUGAUUGUAGUGAUGUUUCAAUGUUCGCGCGAUGACAAACAAAACGCAGAGAAGAGCGAAAAGAGCGAGCGAGCGAGCAAGAGAGAAAGAGAAAGAGAAAGGGAGAGGGAGAGAGUAUACUAUUUUCAUGUUCGGAUAAUCCAUUUUCUAACUAUUAUUAACGUACACGCAGUCGAUAAACGAUAACGUUAGCUUUAUUAGAACGAGACGAAGACGACGACGACGACGACGCCCGAGCGCGACCGACGUCGACGGAGAUUCGCGCGCUCCGAGGACUUUGCCGGAUCCUCAUCCUCGCGACGACGACGGCGUUCACUUAGCCGCGCGGUUUUACCCCCGCGUUAAUCGAUACUUCCGCGCGUUUAUGUAAUAGAGAUAUUUGCAUACCUCGCGACGCGGCCGCUACCACGGACUAUCGCGGAUGUAACGAGCGACGAACAUCUUCUAAUUCCAUUAGCGCUCGCGAGAAAAUCAAUUAUUUAAAUAACGAGACGGGCGGGCGGGCGCGCACGCGCGCGGCGGAAGCGAACGUAUUAACACCGUCGAACUAAUAUUCGCGGGGAAACGCGGCGGGACGUUUUUUUUUUCGAUGGAGCUUAACGAGGUAUCGCCGGGACGGCCAAGAAUUUCACGGCGCGUCGGGAGGUGACAGCCGCGACCGACCGCGAGCUCGCUCGUCAUCGAAGCGCACGCGGCGAGAAGACGACGAGAGGACGGACUCGGCCGACGCGACGUGACGCGCGACGUCGAUGUCGAUUCGUCAGAAUUAGAGCUUAAACAAUUUGACGCAAGCCUCGGGCCUAAGAACACAGGUCGACGUGUGUGUGUGUGUGUGUGUCUGUGCGUGUGUGUGGAUGUGUGAGUGUGCGCGUGUGCGAGAGAGAGAGAGAGAGAAAAAUGUACUUAGGGUACUUAAGACACGCUUCCUCGUGCUGUUUUGCUUGUUUCGUUGCGUCCGUUUUAGCGCAAACGCAUUAUUAAUUUGUUACUUCGUUCGCAUUAAUUCGUUAACCCCGGCAUUGAUUCGGUAUCUUGGAUGUUAAUUAAUUAUUUCGUUACUUCGGACAUUAAUUCGUUAACUCGGGCAUCGCUUCGUUAAGCUCGAGCAUCAAUUCGUUGACUCGUUCCCCUCCUCCGCCCCCCCCCGCCCCCGACGCUUCGUUUCCCGCGGCGACACUCUCGGACGGGCGUUUUCUCGAUGCGAGACGGAGUAGAAACGCGCGCGUCAUCUUUCUCCUUUUAGCGAAAGAAUCGCGAUACCGCGCGGCGAAAUCGCGCGGGGCAGUUUUCACCCCGGGUGAAUUUUCACCGCGCGUCCGUUAAGCCAUGUGAGGGAGAAUUCAUAUUCCGCCAAUCACCGGGGGGCGAAUUCUCCCAUCGGGCAAAUCCCGAGAACGUCGCCAUCUUCCCGCGGACAUGUCCCGUACGACCUUGAAGACUCCUGCCUUCAUGGCUGCUCGCCGCCGCGGCCAUGUUGGCUAGCGGCCGCGAGGGGCGAGAAAUGACGCGCUGAAGAUUCGCGCAUGCCGUUCGGCAUGCACAGUCAGUUAGUAAUUAAGAGACGACUAAUAAGUGGUCAUGCGCAUGCGCGAUCUUUCCGUUACGAUCAAACUUACAUCACGGUCACUUAACGGCUGUUGAUUGAGUUUCAUUCGACAAGAGUGCUCCUCAAAUAUUCUUUCAUGCAUGGAAGAGGAAUACGUUUGGCCGAACGAUGAGCAAUCUUCCGGUGCAACAUGGACGGAGAAAUUCCGCUUCAAAUUUCAGUCUGAUUAAUCAGACUACAGUCUGAAUGAUUAACUCAAAUGGAAGCCAGGCCUGUUAGAUCGCACUUGCCGACUCACCGAAAAAUUCGCUCAUCCGUCGAAACACUUUUUUCUCCACGCGCGAGCGUCUCUUCCCCCGGAAAAUAGCACGCAACAAUCUUCAGCCUCACUUCUCCGCUCGCGGCGAAGGAGCGCAGGAGCUUCAACGCUCAUCUCUCGUUCUCAUCCCGCGUUCCGGCCGAAGAAUCGUGCACGACAGCGAAAUCGCGAGGUCGUUACAAGUCCCAGAAGAAUCCUAGAACAUUGUCCAAACCGGCCGGCUGCGAUCACGAUCGCGCACGCGCACCGUUCACGAAGACGCGAGAAGAGCCUGAGGACUGCCGGCUGAUUCUUUCGCGUCCAGCCGCGCGCGGCAAACCCCUCGAAUUAGCUCGAAGAGAUCGCUUGUUCUUUCCUUCCUCAGCAGCCGCCCCUUCUUUUCUUCCCCUCAUUCUCGUCCUUCUCGUCCCCAACGACCGCGCCGGUUCCAUCCGCACGCGCGCGUUCACCACCCGCCAGCACCCCGCGCUCACGCAGGCUCCUGCAGCCCGCGAGAGCGUGAGUGUGCGCGCAUAAAGGACCGGCGCGGCGGGGCGGGGCGGGAGCCAGGGGAGGCUCCGGGCGAAUUGUUCGAAUGCGCGCGCUGCGCGCGUUCGGAUAGUUCGAGGCGGAAACAUAACGAGCAGCUCCCGCGCGCUCGGUCUUUGUGUCGCCAUAAUUGCUGCUGCCUGCCAUUCUCCACUUGCGCGCUUGCCAGUUAUUUCCGAGAUUAACCCCGCGCUGGAGAACACGAGCGAGUCAGCGCGGAGAGAGCACGAGUGAGAGAGGCGGUCGCGACACGGCGCGGCGCCUCGAGCGGAGUUCCUCGGCCACCUUCUCCGGCGCCGGCACUCCGGCCUUCGAUCGAGCCGGGCCCCCCCCUCCCCGUAGCUUCGAGGCUGCUCUUCCGCUCCCUCCGUGGGAGUGACUUGUCGCGCGAGCGGAAUACCGAGCGCUAUUGUGUUUCCUUUUCCGAACUGUAAUGACGACCGAUCGAUCCGCGGGGAGAAGAAUCCUCAGGACGAGGUUCCUGAGUAGCGACUGCUGGAAGAGCAACGGUGUGGCGAAUAUCGGCUGCCCGAAGCGGUCCGACUCGAUCGAAGCCCUCGAGGACGGUAGCAGAGGAAGAGAGAGAGAGAGGGAGAGUGGUGGCGUGGCAUUUCUCUCGAAUCUCCGCGUCGCUUAGGCGCGGACAACUUUUUCCGAUCGUGCGCCGCUGUACCGUAACGACGUAUACGGCGUAUUGAUCAAUUAGCCGAUCAAUUAGCGCGCACGAUCAAUGCGCGCGCUGCGAAAAUAUUACGCGGCGGACUCGGCAUGCGGAUUUCGACGGAUGCGACGGAGUCGGCGGACUCUCUGGUAGCAUGGCGAAGGUACAAAACCGAGGACACAAUAAAUGCGCGCGACGAAUGCUGACGACGACGACGACGACGACGACGACGACGACGACGACGACGACGACGACGAUUGCGAUCGUAAUGAUGCUAAUGAUGCUGGUGAUUAUGAUUAUAAUUACAGUGACGACACUGAUGAUGAUGAUGAUGAUGAUGAUAAGGUGACGAUGGAACCGAGGAUGGACGCGGAGGUACUUAUGUGUGUAGAGCGGCGCGUAUGGCUUUGUUCUUUUUGUGUAAAUAAUAUAAUAAUAAUAAUAAUGAUAUUAAUAAUGCAUAGAACGCUCCGUUGUGUAAAUAAUGCUGAGGAUGCGCGGCGGCGGGGUCUCCCGCGCGUCGCGUCGCUUUUAAAGAUAUUUUUGACGAUCAAAGCCCAAGUUGUAUAGAUGACGAUCCAUCGAUCCGAGUAGAGUUAAUUACCGUAAAAAUUACAUAUGUGUAUAAUAUAUAGUAUUUUUUCAUGAGGGCCGCAACGAGACGACGACGGCCAGUCGGACGACUUUCGGUCGUCGGGCUUUCGAAAAAAGAAAAA
Messenger RNA from Harpegnathos saltator (Jerdon's jumping ant), 14540 nucleotides. RefSeq names its product BAH domain and coiled-coil containing protein winged eye (gene wge). Gene Ontology annotation, molecular function: chromatin binding. The record is from RefSeq and is a predicted model, not a curated record. The coding region runs from base 1226 to 9487 and encodes 2753 amino acids. The transcript has 23 exons. Lineage: Eukaryota; Metazoa; Arthropoda; Insecta; Hymenoptera; Formicidae.